AUGAAGAAAUUGCCCCGUAAACCCGUGGCGAAGCCACGGUCCCACACCGUCGACAUCCCCCAGGAGCUCAAGGCCUCGCUGCGCAAGUUCCGCUUCGCGCGACGCAACGCGGGGAGCGCCGCGCUCGUCGUGAAGAUCAACAAGCAGAAGCUUAUCAUGGAGGAGGUCGAGCAGUUUGACGAGAUCAGCAUCGACGACCUCGCCGAAGAGCUCCCGGAGAACGCGCCGCGAUACGUCCUGCUCUCGCAUGAGCUGAACCAUGACGAUGGCCGGAAGUCGUUCCCGCUCGUGCUCAUCAACUGGGCGCCGAGAUCAAGCGAGAUGAGCCUGUUGACGCUACACGCGAGCGCGUUCAUCGACUUCCAGAACACGGCGGACGUGAGCAAGGUGAUUGAGGUUCGCGACGGCGCAGAAGGCCUCACACAGGAGUCGGUUGACGCGAAACUGCUGCAUGGAUGA
Rhodofomes roseus is the source of this 459-nucleotide messenger RNA. Its product is annotated as maturation factor. The transcript has 4 exons. Bases 1 to 459 code for a protein of 152 amino acids. The record is from RefSeq and is a predicted model, not a curated record. Gene Ontology annotation, biological process: actin filament debranching; negative regulation of Arp2/3 complex-mediated actin nucleation. Gene Ontology annotation, cellular component: actin cortical patch. NCBI's taxonomy places the organism in Eukaryota, Fungi, Basidiomycota, Agaricomycetes, Polyporales, Fomitopsidaceae. Gene Ontology annotation, molecular function: actin binding; Arp2/3 complex binding.